AUGGGAAGCUCGUCGAAGGAAGACACGGCGAGUGACGGAGACACGGCCAGCGGUGGAGCAUCGCCUUCCAACGACGGUAGACUCUUUACCGAGGGAGAGCGUGUUCUCGCCUACCAUGGUCCUCGCGUCUACGGAGCCAAGGCAAAACUAAAUCUCUCUCGCCCUCUCUAUGUUUCUCUGAUACAGAUUCAAAAGGUGGAGCUUCGCAAGAAGGAGUGGAAGUACUUUGUUCAUUAUCUCGGUUGGAACAAAAACUGGGAUGAAUGGGUUAGUGCGGAUAGAUUGUUGAAACAUACAGAGGAGAAUCUUGUGAAACAGAAGGCUCUAGACAAAAAGCAAGGAGUAGAGAAGGGUACCAAGUCUGGGCGUUCGGCUCAAACAAAAACUAGAAGCUCUGCAGACACAAAGGCCGAGAAGGAUGACACGAAAAACAAUGCUGCAAAAGGGAAGAAGCGAAAGAACGAGUCAGGCAAUGAGAAGGAUAACGUAUCAGCAGAGAAGCUACUCAAGAUCCAAAUACCUGCAACAUUAAGAAAACAGCUUGUUGACGACUGGGAGAAUGUUACACAGAAGGACAAGGUUGUGAAACUUCCGCGUUCACCUACUGUCGAUGAGAUAUUGUCCAAGUACCUUGAACUCAAAACCAAGAAGGAUGGAAUGAUAACUGAUGCUGUCGGUGAAAUCUUGAAAGGCAUAAGGUGUUACUUCGACAAGGCACUGCCUAUGAUGCUCUUGUAUAAAAAAGAGCGACAACAAUACCAAGAAGCAAUCGUGGAUGAUGUUUCACCUUCAACUGUUUAUGGCGCCGAGCAUUUGCUUCGUCUCUUUGUGAAAUUUCCGGAGCUUUUUUCAUAUGUAAACAUGGAAGAAGAGACAUGGAAUCGCAUGCAACAAACACUAUUAGACUUCCUCAAGUUCAUUCAGAAGAACCAGAGCACUUUCUUGUUAUCACCAUCGGCAUAUGAAUCCGAUAAGGUUGUUUCAGAUGUUAAAGGCAAAGGCAAAGAUGAGUGA
Eruca vesicaria subsp. sativa (arugula) is the source of this 1014-nucleotide messenger RNA. NCBI's taxonomy places the organism in Eukaryota, Viridiplantae, Streptophyta, Magnoliopsida, Brassicales, Brassicaceae. The record is from the annotation of a GenBank genome assembly.